GACGCCGCGGGUGGCGUAGGCCGGGCAGGGCGGGCGGCGCAGCCGAGGCGCGAGGGUGCGGUCGGGCCUGCGCCAGGCCUCGGCCGGCCCCGCCCGCGGCGGCGACCGGAGCCGCCGGCGGCGACGCCCGGAGGCAGUGACAGCUUCUCCGGGCUCUGCCAGCCAGGACUCCCAAGCAAUCAUGGAGGAUACCACUUUGCAAAUUAUUGAACCACCAACUGCCUCUGAGGCCUCAGAAGAGCAAGUGCCAGAGGAACCCAUCAAAUCAGACCAGAUCAACGGGGUGAUGGUGCUGACCCUUCUGGACAAGAUCAUUGGAGCAGUGGAUCAGAUCCAACUGACUCAAACACAGUUGGAGGAGAGACAGCAAGAGAUGGAUAGCGCAGUGACCAGCAUCCAAGGCGAGUUGACCAAGCUCACAAAGGCACACACCACCACCAGUAACACUGUGAAUAAGAUGCUGGAAAAAGUGCGCAAGGUGAGUGUCAACGUGAAGACCGUUCGGCAGAGCCUGGAGAAGCAAGCUGGGCAGAUAAAGAAGCUGGAGGCCAAUGAAGCGGAGCUCUUGAAGCGCAGGAACUUCAAAGUCAUGAUCUACCAGGAUGAGGUGAAGCUCCCUUCAAAAGUGAGCAUCAGCAAGUCCUUGACAGAGGGCGAGAAGCAAGAGAAGGAAGGAGAGGGUGAGGAGAUACCUGCAAGUGAGGACCACGCAGAGGAGGAUCACGUCCAGCUCUCCUCGGAUGAAGAGGUGGAGAUUGAAGAGAUUAUUGAGGAGUCACGGGCAGAGCGCAUCAAAAGGAGUGGCAUGAAGAGAGUGGAUGACUUUAAGAAGGCAUUCUCAAAGGAGAAGAUGGAGAAGACUAAGCUAAAGACCAAGGAAAACUUGGAGAAGACCCGCCACAACUUGGAGAAGACCCGCCACAACCUGGAGAAGAGGAUGAACAAGCUGGGCACCAAGAUUGUGACCAAUGAAAGGAGAGAGAAGAUGAAAACCUCUCGGGACAAGCUGAGGAAGUCUUUCACCCCUGACCACACUAUCUACGCCAGGUCCAAGACGGCUGUCUACAAGGUGCCGCCCUUCACCUUCCAUGUCAAGAAAAUAAGAGAAGGCGCGGUGGAAGUGAAGGCCACAGAGCUGGUGGAGGUGGGUGGAGAGGAGGCAGAAAACUCGGAUCUGCUGCGCGGGGAGAGCCCUGAGAUGCAGACGCUGCUGGAGAUAACGGAGGAGUCUGACGCGGUACUGGUGGACAAGAGUGACAGUGAGUAGGACAGGCUGCAGCGUGGAAGGAUUGUGGACGGACGGCUGAACACGUAAUCAUUCACAUUUUGAGAUCUCUUUUUGCCCUGGCGCCUUGGGGGAAGUGUACACAAUGCAUCCUUACUACCCUGCAGAGCCGAUGCCAAUCCCCUGCCUCCUAGGACAAGGUGUAUUUUAUAUUUUAGUUUUAGCACACAGAGAAGUUAGGAACACAGGACUGUUUUUCUUACACUGUUAAAUCACCCUUGGAGACCAUUCCUGCCGCAGCUGCGUGAGAGCUUCCUAGCCCCCCGACCUGAAGAGUGACAGGGACCCAGCCCAGCUGGAGAGUGCUAAAACCAAGAUAACAGCUGUACACCUGGGAGACUCGCGUGUCCUCUGUGAGCAAAGACUGGUGUCAAGAAAGCUUCCUGCCAAGCAACCUGCCCAGCCCGCAAGAGCCUGGUUCCCUGCGCCAAGCUCGGCAGCCAUCCGCGCGGGAGAGAGCCACGGGGGCCACGCUGGCCACCGGUUCCCGAGGGCACCUGGGCCGUCCCCGGGGAGCAGAAGACCGGGGAUACGUCCUAGCCCGGGAGGGAAGAACUGAGCAAACCCUGUUGACAGGCAGAGGAAGUGCGGAGUUGGGCAAGGCCACGCGGCACGCAGGCGGGUCUGCUCCCUCCUCCCCUCCCAGGGAUUCGACGACCGUGGCAGCGCCUUGGACGCCAGCGUCACGAGAGGCGACCUGCUGCUGGACCUGCCGCCGGGGCGCCCCGCGCUCGUCCCGUGCCCCGGCGUCGCGGCAGGACCAGCGUGGGCCGCGCUCCCUUCCGGGGGGGGAAGGUGUCCGGGGCCUGGCGGGCGCUCCGCAGGGAUGGGGUCUGAUCCCGUCUCCACCGCUGCAGCUGCGCGGCAGCCCCCGAGACACACUCCAGGGAGAAGGCCAGGGCCGGCCACGGUGCCAGCCGCACCAGCACCAGCCACGGCUUGUUUCCAGCAGGGAAACGGGCCGUGCACAACGCUGUGCGACCCGGCACGAGUGAAGGGGUACUUGACCGUCAGAGAGCAGUCUUGACACCGGUCUGGGCACUUGAUCUCGAGCAGUGCUGAGCAUCCACGUCCCCCCGGAGCCUCAGCACGGCUCAGGCUCACGCCCGCGUCUAGUGCUUUCCAUCCCCGCUUCCCUGCCCGUGCCCCGCGCGCAGCGGCGCUAGGAUAGCACGCGGCAGCCCCAGGAUAGCACGCGGCAGCCCCGGGGCAGCCACGCUCCCGCUUCCACGCACGCAGCCACCGCCGCGGCCCGCAGGAGCGGGGGGCGAGGCAGCAGGCCGCGGCACGCCGGGGGCCGACCCCAGCCCGGGGCGAGGCAGGGACCCGGCUUUCCUCCCGUCCCCUCCCGCGGCCCUGCCUGGGCUCGGCCCUCCCCGGCCCGCGCAGCCGCUUCCCUCCCCGAGCGGCGGGGAGGCCGCUCUCGCUAACACAGCUCAAUAUAUAAACUUGCUUUCUCUCCCAGAAGUGUUUUUCUUAUUGCCUAGCGCACGCCGGGCCGUCCCCAGCCUCCGGCUCCCCUCCCGGUGCCUGCGCGGCUCCCAGGAGGGGACCGGGCCGGGCCGGGCCGGGCGGGCAGCCCCAGGCCCACCGCAGCGGGCGCCUGCCCAGGCCGAGCGGCGCCGGGAGGGAGCCGGGCGGGCGGCUUCGCGCCGCUGCCCCGGGGCCGGCUCUCUCCCUUCACCCAUGUACUUUCUCUUCGGCAGGAGCGGAGCCCGGAGCGAGCGGCGCGGGGCCUCGCGCGGGGCCGUGCGGCCGUGGGGCUUCGCCGAGGCUGUAACCGUUUUCUACGCCUGCAUCCUGGUGAGCAGCGCAACUAAUAAAGUCUCUUUUCUAAAAGGA
Messenger RNA from Dromaius novaehollandiae (emu), 3127 nucleotides. It is a transcript of the gene CAVIN1, whose product is annotated as caveolae associated protein 1. Gene Ontology annotation, molecular function: rRNA primary transcript binding. The coding region runs from base 182 to 1267 and encodes 361 amino acids. Gene Ontology annotation, cellular component: cytoplasm; caveola. The record is from RefSeq and is a predicted model, not a curated record. NCBI's taxonomy places the organism in Eukaryota, Metazoa, Chordata, Aves, Casuariiformes, Dromaiidae. The transcript has 3 exons. Gene Ontology annotation, biological process: termination of RNA polymerase I transcription; transcription initiation at RNA polymerase I promoter.